GCCUAGAGUCCGCCCUAUUCGUCAUUAUCAUAUUUAUUUAAACUAACCACUAUUUGGAUUUGUUGAAAGAAAAGAAAGCACUGGAAAUUCAGAUGUACAGAAUUUGAUCUCAUAGAAAUCUGCCAAAGUAGAGGGAAUGUUUGGACCCCAUUUGUAAUUAAAAAAGUCAAAAAAAUCACCCACCCACUCACUUGUGAAUUGUCGACUCUCUGCCACCCCAGCCGGUGGAACUUGCCAGAAAAGAAACUUCACUCAGAAAAAAUCACCAUGUCAACCACCAAAGAAAUUGAUACUGGUCCGAAAUAUGAUCGAUUGAAACACCUCAAAGAAUUUGAUGAAUCCAAAAUUGGUGUAAAAGGGUUGGUAGACCGUGGCCUAUCUACCAUACCAAGUUUCUUCGUGCACCCAGACUCCUCCUUCCCACCAACCAAUUCGACCCGGAGCAGACACACUAUUCCGGUCAUCGACUUCUCGUGUCCCAGGGAAAUCCUCGUGCAACAUAUACGAGAAUCGGCUUCAUCGUUCGGGUUUUUUCAAAUUAUUGACCACGGAAUCCCAUUAGAGACGAUUAAUCAUUUGUUGAAUUCAGUAACUUCAUUCAACGAGCUUCCAGAGAGCGAGAAAAUGAAAUAUUACAGCCGGGAUAUGUCCCACGGUGCCGCCUUUUCCACGAACUUCGAUCUCUACAAAUCAAAGGCGGCAAGCUGGCGGGACACGCUGCAGCUCCGCCUCGCCCCCACACCGCCGGACUGGGACCACGUGCCCAGCGCGUGCAAGGAAGCAAUAAUUAAUUGGGACAAGGGAGUAUUAGCCAUAGGGGAGAAGUUAUUGGGACUACUAUGUGAAGGAUUGGGUUUGAGAAAUAUUGAUGUUCUCAAGGAAAUGUCGUGUUUGGAGGCAAGGAUAAUGGCUUCACAUUAUUACCCCUAUUGCCCGCAACCCGAAUUGACGGCAGGGUUGACUUCUCAUUCGGAUCCCGGCGUGCUUACCGUUUUGGUACAGAAUGAGAUCCCCGGGUUGCAGGUGAAGGUUGGAGAGGAGUGGCUGGAUGUGGAGCCAGUGGAGGGUGCUAUCGUGAUCAAUAUUGGUGAUAUACUUCAGAUCAUGUCAAAUGACAGGUACAUAAGUGUGGAGCACAGGGUAUUAGCCAACCCGUGUAAAGAACCUCGUGUAUCUGUGGCAGUUUUCUUCAAUCCGAGCCUGAGAGAUAAAAUGUUUGGACCUUUAUCGGAGCUGUUAUCCGAUGCAAAACCGGCACAUUACCAGCACUUCACAUUUGCAGAGUACAUGAAACGAUUCUUCUCAAAGGAGUUGGAUGGGAAGACGUUAACGAAUUACUACAGACUGUAAAAUGCAGAAGAACUAGCUUCGAGAAGAAAAAUUUUUACUUGCAUAAAGGGUUUCAAUAUAAUAUGACUUUCUAAACUUGAUUUUAAAUCAAAUUUAUUAUGUAAUCGUCUGUAUUUGUAAUCAACUAUGGAUACAUUAUAUUGAAAAUGAAGUGAAGUUUGCUCCUGUCA
Molecule: messenger RNA, 1520 nt
Organism: Olea europaea var. sylvestris
Lineage: Eukaryota; Viridiplantae; Streptophyta; Magnoliopsida; Lamiales; Oleaceae
Product: 1-aminocyclopropane-1-carboxylate oxidase homolog 1-like
Exons: 2
Coding region: 268-1350 (360 amino acids)
Source: RefSeq, a predicted model, not a curated record